Emys orbicularis (European pond turtle) is the source of this 1534-nucleotide messenger RNA. It is a transcript of the gene FEZ2, whose product is annotated as fasciculation and elongation protein zeta 2. Gene Ontology annotation, cellular component: cytoplasm; axon. The transcript is spliced from 10 exons. The record is from RefSeq and is a predicted model, not a curated record. Bases 1 to 1185 code for a protein of 394 amino acids. NCBI's taxonomy places the organism in Eukaryota, Metazoa, Chordata, Testudines, Emydidae.
AUGGCGGCGGCCUCGCAGCGGGACCCCGGGGACUGGCAGGAUUUCUCCGGCUUCCAGCCCCCCGCAGGGAGCAGCCCCGAGCCGGCCCGGGACGGGGGCACUUGGGGGCCCGGAGCCCUGGGGGAAAAGCUGCUCCUCUGCUUCAAGCCCCCCCCGCCUCGGGACGGCGGCAGCGAGAGCCGGGUCCCGCUGCGGCCCCUCAGCGAGCAGAGCGCCCUACAGGAAGACGAGAUUUGGAAUGCUUUGACUGAUAAUUAUGGUAAUGUAAUGCCAGUUGAUUGGAAGUCCUCCCACACCAGAGCUUUGCAUAUGCCAACACUGAAUCUCUCAGAAAAAGGGUUAAAUGAACAUUUGAAUCUUGACCUAUCAGAUGAUGAAGAGCUUCGAGAACAGCUGGAUAUGCACUCUAUCAUAGUUUCCUGCAUCAGUGAUGAACCGCUGUUCACAGCAGAGCAGGUGAUUGAAGAAAUAGAGGAAAUGAUGCAGGAAUCACCUGACCCAGAAGAUGAAGAAACACCCACGCAGUCAGACCGGCUCUCCAUGCUUUCCCAGGAAAUUCAAACACUCAAGAGGUCCAGUACAAACAACAGUUAUGAAGAGAGAGUACAAAAACUGUCUGUUGCUGAACUAAAUGAACUACUAGAAGAAAUUGAGACUGCCAUUAAGGAUUAUUCUGAGGAGCUGGUACAGCAGUUGGCUCUAAGGGAUGAGCUGGAGUUUGAAAAGGAAGUGAAAAAUAGCUUCAUUUCUGUCCUCAUCGAAGUACAAAACAAACAGAGAGAACACAAAGAAACAGUGAAGAAGAAGAAAAAGCUGAAAAAUGGUAGUCCUCAGAAUGGCAAACAAGAAAGAGGUCAUAUGCCUGGAACACGCUUCAGCAUGGAAGGGAUCUCAAAUGUCAUUCAGAAUGGCUUCCGCCACACGUUUGGAAACUCGGGUGGAGAGAAACAGUACUUAACAACAGUCAUUCCUUAUGAGAAGAAAAGUGGACCCCCCUGUGUUGAAGAUCUACAAACAUUAACCAAAAAUUCUGCUAUGUCAGGUUUUGCCAUAUGGGAGGCUAUGAAAGAUGGGAGUUCGUCUUUAUAUAUGCAAAGAAAAGUCCUUUAUGCUAUGAAAGAGGACAGCGAGAAAGUGCCAAGCUUAUUAACAGACUACAUUUUAAAGGUUCUGUGUCCGACAUGAAAAGUGCUGCUGUACUUCAGAAGUAACCAUGCUCCUUCCUGUGACAAGAAGCUUUCCAGAGAUAGUUCAUAGUAUUUUCUUUUCAUUUGGCACUGUAUCUAAACCUGUAUGUAUUUACUUUCCAUGUCUGUUUGGAUUUUUGGAUCAUACAGUAGGCCUUUUGGGCAUGAUGAUAGAAUUUAUGCACUUUUCAUUUGAUGGUGCAAUGUGCUUGAGCAUAGAACAAACAUUGUACAGUUUUACUCACAAGCUUUGGUUUGGCUUUUUAAAAUCUAUUUUACAUUGUGUAACGUAGUAAUCCCUCCCACAUAUUUCAUUGUUGGGGAAAGAAAACUAAACUUUAAAUACU